Messenger RNA from Dicentrarchus labrax (European seabass), 1039 nucleotides. It is a transcript of the gene dnaaf6, whose product is annotated as dynein axonemal assembly factor 6. The transcript is spliced from 6 exons. Gene Ontology annotation, biological process: flagellated sperm motility; axonemal dynein complex assembly. NCBI's taxonomy places the organism in Eukaryota, Metazoa, Chordata, Actinopteri, Moronidae. The record is from RefSeq and is a predicted model, not a curated record. Gene Ontology annotation, molecular function: dynein intermediate chain binding; protein-folding chaperone binding. Gene Ontology annotation, cellular component: cytoplasm. The coding region runs from base 235 to 825 and encodes 196 amino acids.
ACUGGUUCCCAUGGCAGCCGGAAAGCUCGGUCGUCUCCACGGAAACGGAAAGCGUCAACAGCCAGCGAGUCCACAGGUUUUCGACUCCAUUUGGCUUCAUAUUCAGGCUUAUUCUGGGUUUUAUUGGGUCGUUUUUUCCACAUUUGUAGGCUCCCUGUUCCGGGUUGGGGAGAGAAGUUUAUGUUGCUUUUAUUUGGUAUUUAAAAAAAACGUCGUAAGUUUGUGGCAUUCUGAAUGGAGAGUCUGGGAGUGUCAUCCCUCCAGAACCUGCAGGCUCUGUCUGCCCUGUUAUCAACUCAGCAGGAGGAUGGUGAUGAUGAUGAUGAUGAAGAGUGUAAAAAUGUGGCAGCUUGUGCACGACUGGAUCCUGGACACAUUGGCCCCCCACCCAGAAAAGAUAAAGAAGUGUCAACUGCCUAUGUGAAGAAGAACAACAAAGAUAUCUGGAGCGUGGAAGAGGUGGCGGAGGGUUCACAGUAUGAUGAUCUCGCUGACCUGCGGCCACAGCCUGAGUAUGAAAUAAUCCUGAAGCAGAGCGUGGGGACAGAGGAUCUGUUCUUGGGCUUGAACAGAAAGGACCCAUCCUCCAUGUGCUGUGAAGCCAUGCUGGUGAAAAUCAAACUACCGGACACUAAAGCAACAGAUGUGGUCCUGGAUGUAAAGGAAAAGUUCCUUGAUCUUCGUACGCCGAAAUAUAAACUGGGUCUUCAUCUACCGCAUCCCAUCCACAGCCACAAGGGAAAGGCUCAGUUCUUCAGUGAGAGGGAGGAACUGGAGGUGACUCUACUGAUGAAACGCCCCAUGGAUUUGAUCAAUAUGCAGUAAGAAAGAAUGACAACAGCCGACAAGUAUUCAGAAGACAAAGAGUAGAUCCGAAUCCAGUGUACAGAAGAGAUGACACUUUCUCUUUAAAGAAAUGGUAGAGAAGUAAUCAGCAUACCUUGUUCUUUUUCUGUCAUUUAUGUAAUGUGAAUGUAAAUGUAAUGCUAUUUUUAAAUCUGUCCCCAUUAAUUCUGUAUUAAAAUAUGACUUUCUAAUA